AUGAAGAAUACUCCAAAGCAGCUUUUAUUACUUUAUAAGGCUCAAGUGCGUCCAGCUAUGGAAUAUUGCUCUCAUGCUUGGGGUUCAGCUCCUAAGCACUCGUUACUCCUACUUGAUUCCAUUCAAAAAAGAGCAGUGCGCCUAAUAGACGAUCCAACGUUAACUGCCAACCUUCAUAGUCUCGAUUACCGUAGGAAGGUUGGAGACUUAUGCCUUUUUUACAGAUACUACCACGGAAGGUGUUCUGCUGCCAUUGCCUCCAUGAUUCCUCCAGGGGCUCAAUUUGAUCGACGAACAAGGCUAGCCGAUAAUAGUCACCAGUUUGUCGUGCAUCUUUCUACAGCUAGGACAUCGGUGUAUCAGAAGGCUUUUCUUUACCGAACUGCAAGAUAUUUCAGUAUGAUAGUCUAA
This is a messenger RNA of Harmonia axyridis, 411 nucleotides long. RefSeq lists its product as uncharacterized. The record is from RefSeq and is a predicted model, not a curated record. Lineage: Eukaryota; Metazoa; Arthropoda; Insecta; Coleoptera; Coccinellidae. The transcript has a single exon. Bases 1 to 411 code for a protein of 136 amino acids.